AUGUAUCCAAACGCUCACAUCAAGAUCCUCAAACGCUCCGUCAAUUUAGUGCCCGCAGACGACUCGAUCCCCUCGCCGCCACGCUCGCCGUCGCCUCCACCGCAGCCUCCACCUUUACCCUUAACGCUCGCCCAGCGCAUGAGGCAAUCCCAAUCCCAAUCCCAGAUGCCAACUGAUCGCCCCAAGCGGCGCGACUAUGGCCCGCGGCGCAGGCGAGAGUCGCUCGACGCCCUGCUCGACGGCCUCAGCUCGUGGGACCUGCUGCACAUCCGCAGCCGCUUCAUCGACGGCUCCGUGCGCCUCGAUGGCUUCGCCGGCCUCAGCGAGCUGCCGCCCGAGGUCUUUGCCUACAUCAUCCCGCACCUGGACCUGCAGGACGUGCUCAGCUGCUAUCUCGUGAGCAAGGACUGGCGCGAGGCCUGGAUGCAGGGCGCCGUGGCCUCGGCGCUGUGCAGCCGCUUCUUCCCGGGCCUGCUGGAGCUCUACCACAACGACGUGCCGGACCGCAACCAGCUAUUCCGCGCCACAGCCCAACAGUACAUGCGCAAGCUGUACGUCAAGCGGUCCUUUAUCGCCUGGGACGUGGGCUGGAGCAGCGACAUCUUCACCAACGCUGAGGACCCGCCGGCGAGUCGCCAGCUGGGCAAUUUGCGCGAGGUCAACUUUGGCUUUGGGCCCCUGACGGUGCACUACAGCAGCGGCAAGCUGGCGUGGCAGCCGGAUAACUGCCAUGUCAUUGUGGAUGAUUUGUACACGAGAGAGAGGUCGCGGUUCAGCUUUGGCAUGGACUUCAUCUCGGGGCGGCCGCUGCAGCUGCAGGCUGUGACGGACAGCUUGGUGGUGCUGGCGACGAGCCUGCCUCAGCAUCAGAGCAGACACCGGACGACAACUGACAACGGGCAAACCAUAACAGUGUUUCACCUGCAGUUCCGGCAGUCCAGGAAUGUCGUCCUCCCGGGCAAGUUUGCCCACUGCUAUGCUCAGGGCGACACAGUGGCGUUUGUCACCAGGCAGGGCCAUGUCAUCAUGUGGGGCUGGAGCGAUACUGCCUACGAGCUGAACGUUGAUCACGAGCAGCACUUUUUCGAGCGAGAGGGAUGGGAGAGCGAUUUGGGGGGCAUCCCGGGCAUCGUGUUUCACCCAACAGACACGGACGUCGUCUAUGCAGCGUGGCUGCAUUCAGCCUUGCAGCCCGAUCCUCUUAUCCACAUCGUCGUCGUCAUCAAGUUUGAGCGUGGCAAGCCGGUGAAACGAUUUGAAUCAUCCAUCUCUCAUCCGGAAUACCACCGCGACCCUACGACCAGGUAUUCGUGCCCGGCCAUGCGCCUGACGCUCACUGCCCAGAAGAUGGACAACUACGGCGGCUACGCGCUUGGCAUUGUCCAGCUCGUCUUGGACAGGGGUAACGCUCCAUGGGCAGACAAGCAAGCCAAACCAUAUACCGACUGGCUGUGUGUCACCUUUAACGUCUUGACCGAGACUUUCCUCCACAUCAAGUACGAGAGCCGUCGGAGGCCGAACCCCGCGCAGGCGAGACACUUUGACUUGUGUGCAUGGGAGGACCAGCUUGUCAUCAGCUGGUUUGACGAGUACCUCGUCAGCCAGGGUUAUUCCCACGGCCUGGAGUGGCUGCAGCCGGUCCCCAUUGGCGACGGCCCCUCUCGCUGCGCUCACACAAGCAAAGUUUCCAAAUCAAUAAUACGCCAGCAGGUGGAAGUCGAAGACUACAUGUCCGACCAUGGCUUUGGGCGCAGGAUCUUCAUGGACAAAGACUUCUUCAUUGCCACGACGGGCCAGGGCUUCAUGCUGAUUUCGUUUAAUGAGAGUAUGGAUCUUCCCGGCCUGGCCACCAGGGAUGAGAAUGGCAAGGUGGCGAGGUGCAAGAAUCCGCCGCCGGCGACGGAGGGAGAGGACAUUGAGCCGCCGAGAAUGUCUGCAUCGUGGGACACGCGAAAGGUGACGAGUUUGGUGAGGAUUGCGCUGGAUAAGUUUCCGGAGAAUCAGCUUGAUCAGCCUGGGUGGUGA
Messenger RNA from Trichoderma gamsii, 2025 nucleotides. RefSeq lists its product as hypothetical. NCBI's taxonomy places the organism in Eukaryota, Fungi, Ascomycota, Sordariomycetes, Hypocreales, Hypocreaceae. The transcript is spliced from 3 exons. Gene Ontology annotation, molecular function: protein binding. The record is from RefSeq and is a predicted model, not a curated record. Bases 1 to 2025 code for a protein of 674 amino acids.